Molecule: messenger RNA, 2418 nt
Organism: Rodentolepis nana
Lineage: Eukaryota; Metazoa; Platyhelminthes; Cestoda; Cyclophyllidea; Hymenolepididae
Source: the annotation of a GenBank genome assembly
AUGGUGAGGCUCUUUACUGAUCCAAAAAAUCGUAAUUGUUUGGCUGCCCUAGCGGUUGCUCAUAAAUCAAAUAAAGUUGAAAUUUUGAAGUACGGUGCUGAUAACUCUCCAGAUGGCGCGAUACUCGAAACUGAAUCAGGAUUAAUUUGCUCAGUAAAUUCGAUUGUCAGCUUCAUUCAAGGAGUUGAUUUAAACUCCCAAAGCAUUGUUGAUUUCUUUCGUUGGGAGUCCAAUGUUCUGAAACCCUCCUUAAAGCAAGCUAGCACCGUUGAGGAUGUUUCUGAUAUUCUGAUUGAGCUUCAAAAUAAGCUCCAAGCUCUUGAAAAUUCAUUAAGUGAAUCGGAUAAAUCUGCUAUACAUAUAAUUGUUUGGGCAGAUCUUUCCCAACUUUCUCUUAGUGGUGCUUCGAAAAAUGUGGAACAUCUUCAUAAAAUUGUCCAAACACUAAGUGCUGACGAGCAUUGUAUCCGAGCUCUUAAGGAUCUUUCGGGAAAGGCUUUUGCAAAGGAGCCCGUGAUUGCUGUCGGAACGAAGUUGCCCCGAAAGCAACCUCAAAGCGCGAAUACUAAAUCUGAUAUAACUCCCCAAAUAUCCGAAAUCGAUCAUGAAUUGCAGCGCUUGCAAAUUGAAGUUUCUUCUGAUCAGAUGCUCAAAGCACAAUGGACAUUUUUCUCUCCCUACCCUCUUGUGAAAACUCUUCAUCCAACGAUUGAUGGAAAGAUAAUACCCGCAAAGAAAGACGAGGGAGUACGAAAUAUCCUCAUCACUUCGGCUUUACCAUACGUCAACAAUGUUCCUCAUUUGGGAAAUCUAAUUGGUUCUCUUCUGAGCGCCAAUAUAUUUGCGCUUUAUUGUAGGACCGCUGGUUAUAAUGUCCUGUCAAUUUGUGGUACGGAUGAAUAUGGAACAGCUACCGAGACGAAAGCCUUGGCUGAGGGUCUGACUCCGCAGCAAAUUACAGACAAGUAUCAUACCAUUCAUAGGCAAGUCUACGAUUGGUUUGGUAUUCAUUUCGAUCACUUUGGGAGGACUUCAACUCCAGCCCACACUGAGAUUACCCAAGAGAUCUUUAAGCAGCUCUACGACAAUGGCUACAUUUCCGAAGCCUCUAUAGAGCAGUUGUACUGCGGACAUUGCGAGAAAUUUCUUGCUGAUCGCUUCGUAGAAGGAAACUGCCCCUACUGCAAGUCCGACGAUGCUAGAGGCGAUCAAUGCGAUUCUUGUGGUAAACUCAUCAACGCUGUUGAGUUGAUAAAACCCCGAUGUAUCACAUGCCUUAAGUCGCCCCUUGAGGAGAAGGUGGGAGCUUUCUUCAAGGAGCGCACAGAAGCUAAAGAUUGUAAAUGGACUCAAGUUGCUCAAUCGAUCGGUCGAACUUGGCUACGUGACGGUUUCAAAAAACGCUGUAUCACCCGCGAUCUCAAAUGGGGUGUCCCGGUUCCUCUUACCAACUUCAAAAAUAAGGUCUUCUAUGUUUGGUUCGACGCUCCGUUUGGCUACAUGUCAAUCACCGCCAACUACACCAAGGAUUGGCGUCAAUGGUGGCAGCCUUCUGAAGACUUGGCUCCAGUUGAAUACUACCAAUUCAUGGCUAAGGACAAUGUGCCCUUCCACGCCUGCAUUUUCCCUGCUAGUCUUCUGGGUAGCAGCAAGAAGUAUACUCUGGUGAAACACAUCAUUGCUACCGAUUACUUGAAUUAUGAAGGAAAGAAGUUCUCAAAGAGCAAAGGUGUUGGAGUUUUUGGUAAUAAUGCCCAGGAUAGUGGUAUUGAAUCAAAUAUCUGGCGUUUCUACCUCUGCUAUAUCCGCCCCGAAACUCAGGACAGCACUUUCUCGUGGGAAGAUUUUGCACUGAAGAACAACACUGAACUGCUUAACAAUUUGGGAAAUUUCAUUAACAGACCUCUAAUGUUUGUGGCCAAGUUCUUCAAGUCCAAGGUGCCGGCCUUGAAGCUCCUGCAACCGGAUGAUGUGACCUUCUUGGCUCGAGUGAACAACAUUUUGGCUGAGUAUAUUGAUCACAUGGAAAACUGUCGCCUCAGGGAAGGAGUUCGUUCAGUCUUGAGCAUCUCUCGACUUGGCAACGGCUACGUGCAAGCACAAAAACCUUGGGUUCUUUACAAGUCUCCUGACACUAUUGAACGAGCAGGUGUAGUAAGUGGUGUGAGUUGCAACAUAGCAGCUCUCUUAGGUAUCCUCUUGCGUCCCUUCAUGCCAGCAUUUUCCGAUGAAAUCUUCUCUCAAUGUCAACUACUCCCGGAACGUCAAACCCUUGCACCAAUCAUCGCUAACGGCGGCUACUUGCCCUGCCUCUUACCUGAGGGUCAUGUAAUUGGUGUACCUAAGCCCCUGUUUAAGAAGAUUGAAGCAGUGGAUGUACAGCGUUUGCAGAAGAUGUAUGGUGCGGCGUCAUCAUAG